AAAAAAUACUUUAAACCUGCAGCAGGAAACCAUGCCCAGGCAGUGCAUUUGCAAUAGCAGGGGGAUUCCGUAGGUUAAAUGGAUGAAGUUUUAGAUAAAGAAAUAGCAGCGUAUUCCUUACAAAACUCCUCAGAAGCAUUGCUAUCUAUUCAGUUACUGGAUUUCAAAACAACAUUUCUGGAGGCUGUAGAAGAGUUGCGUAUGAGAAGGGAUUCAGAAAAUCUUUAUGAAAAACAAAUUAGCAGACAUGUUGCUGAAAAACAGGACCUUGUAUGGCAGAAGGAAGCUGUUCAGCAUGAGAAAGAAGCAUUAAAGAAGCAGCAUGCAGAAGCCAUUACAACUUUAAAAAAACAAUUUCAAGCAAAAAUGAUUGCUAUGGAAGAAGAAAAGGGAAAACAUCUGCUUGCUGUGGAAUCAAAAGAGAGAGAAGUGGAAGGACUGAAAGAAACAUUUAAAAACUUACAGAUUUCAAAAUACAUGUUGCAAAAGAAGCUUAAUGAAAUGGAGCACAAGAUGCAGUUGUACAAUUCAUCAAAGGAAGAUUAUCAGAAAAGACUGAAUAAAUUUGAAAAAUGCCAUGCAGUUAUAAUGAAUCAAUUUGAAAUAAUAAAAGGUGCUCAUGGGAAAUUAGAAAAAAAUGUUGUGGAAGCAAUUCAGCUCAAUAAGAACUUGUCAGCAAUUAAUACAACACAAGAGUCUGAGAUAAAUAACCUAAAAAAGGAACUAAGGAAAGUUACAUCAGAUGUGAUAAAAUCCAAGGUUACCUGUCAAUAUAAAGUGGAAGAAGAUCUCAAUAUAAAAGCAAAGGAAUUGGAGCUACAAAUACUACAACAAAAAAAUUCAAUGGAAGUAGAUUUAAAUGGAAAAAUCACGGAAGAAAUUGCAAGACUUAAAGAAGAGAAACAGGAGAUUAUGGUUUCUCUACAACAUAUGCAGCAACUGCUCUGCAGACAGACUGAAAGAAAUAACAGAAUUGAGGUGGAGUUGAAUAAACUAAAAGAAGAAUAUCAGGUAGAAAACAUGUCUAAUGAAAAUAAAGAACAAAAAGAUGAUAAAUAUACACAAACUACAAUGGAAUUUUUUAAGGAACAUGAACAAAAAGAAAAUGGAAGAAACAAUAAUAUGGAGAUAGACAGUGGUAUAAACGUAAGGGAAAAGCAUUCAGAAUAUUUUGAAGAAUUGGAGCAUUCUAUUGAUUACCUGGGUGCUGGUGUUGCAAAUGACUGCAUUUCUAGGAGUACUGAAAAUACUAACAAUGCAAUCCAUGAGGAAGAUUACUUGACAAAUAAAGGAAUCAGUGAGAAGCCUAAAGAACAAAUUAAAAUUACUUGUGAGAAAACUGCAAAUAACCAUAUGAAAUCUGAAAUGGAUUCUGUAUUGUUACCAGCGAUCAACACAGAUGACUUGGAUAAGUACAAUGAUACUAGUAAUGCAGGAAAAACAUCAUCAAAACUUCAUAUAUCUUCCAGUCAGAAUAUAGGUAUAAAUAUUCAUAUCAAUGAAAACAUUAAUGAUCUACUUUUGGGAAGAGCUUUAAGUAUUGAAAAUUCAGCUAGAGGUGUACAUGAAAUGCCUAGCAAACACUUUGAUAAAUACAGUUCCGACUUGAAAGAAGUGAAUACAAAGGUUUUGUUCCGGGACUCUCAAGAUAUACCUGAGUCUGAAAUUGGAGACAUGAAAAUUAAUGAAGUUGCCAAAGAUAAACAGAUAAAUGUCCAUACUUCCAAAGACAACAGUGAGCAAUUUAUUGAAUUUUUUAAUGAAGAAAAAGAAAGAGAAAAAACAUUGCAUACAAUAAUUAGGAAAAUAACUGUGGAAGAAAGCACAAAAAAAUCGUGUUCUUUGCUCAUGAAGACAACAGAAAAUUUAAUAAACAGAAAUGGAAGGCUAUCCUGUGACCUUCCAGUUACGGAUGAAAAAACAGAAUACUUAGAUUUAUCAAGAAAAUGUCAAGAUGAAGUUCAAAUACUGCCUCUCUCUUUGAAGGAAAGGCCUCUCUCCCAAGAAAUAAAAAAUUCUCAGAGCUCAGGAAGAAUUGAUAAGAUUAUAAACAUACAUAGUGAUUUAAGACAAGAAACGCCAGUUUCCGGUUGCAGUAAUAGAAAUGCUGACUCUUUGAAUACCGGAACUAUUAAUCCAAUCCCCAAGAGACAUCUCAGUGCAGAAUGGAAUGCAAUAGCAAACAAUUUUUAUGAUCCUUCUUUUCCCACAGAACACAAAAUGAAGCUUGAGAUUACAAGGAAUCAAUGCUUAAGACCCAAGAAGCACCGUGGAAAGCAAAGCUCUGGCAUUGUAUGGGCAUAUACUUCUGCAGAAUUUAUAUUCUCCGCAGCCCAAUCCAGAAUGACAAAGAAGGGCAAGGGACUAGAGGAGAGAAAGCAUACUUGCAGCCGGCUACAAUGGCUAAAGGAUAUGGGCACUUCCUAA
Messenger RNA from Ahaetulla prasina, 2427 nucleotides. It is a transcript of the gene CCDC73, whose product is annotated as coiled-coil domain containing 73. Lineage: Eukaryota; Metazoa; Chordata; Lepidosauria; Squamata; Colubridae. The transcript is spliced from 16 exons. The record is from RefSeq and is a predicted model, not a curated record. The coding region runs from base 79 to 2427 and encodes 782 amino acids.